This is a messenger RNA of Lycium barbarum (goji berry), 732 nucleotides long. RefSeq lists its product as uncharacterized. Gene Ontology annotation, molecular function: transcription cis-regulatory region binding; DNA-binding transcription factor activity. Bases 124 to 618 code for a protein of 164 amino acids. Gene Ontology annotation, biological process: cytokinin-activated signaling pathway; gibberellic acid mediated signaling pathway; trichome differentiation. NCBI's taxonomy places the organism in Eukaryota, Viridiplantae, Streptophyta, Magnoliopsida, Solanales, Solanaceae. The record is from RefSeq and is a predicted model, not a curated record. Gene Ontology annotation, cellular component: nucleus. The transcript has a single exon.
AUGUAUGGUCAAAUUAUAAAGUAUCAAUGAGAAUACAUUACAUCAUGUUUCAUCUUCUAUAAAUACAAGACAACUGGGACAUUAUUUUCACUAGCAGCUUGUCACAUAAUAAGCUAAAAAAAUAUGGGAGAAAGCUCAGUCCAUAGUAGCUUGUCUUCAUCAUCACCAAGACAAUUAAUGCUAUUUGGUUUUCCGGUGACGGAAUAUAACAAAACAACCCCGCUUCCACCACCAUCACCACCGCCACCAUCGCAUGACGUCGAGGGGAAGAGAUUCGAGUGUCAAUAUUGCCAUAGAGAAUUUGCAAAUUCUCAAGCAUUAGGGGGCCACCAAAAUGCACACAAAAAGGAAAGACAGAGAACAAGACGAGCACACUUAAUUGGUGAUCAUCAUCAACAACGUUUGAUCAGGCCGUUGAUCAAUCCACACGCGGCAAGAUCUAGAGCGUUGAUUAAUUAUCAUGGGGCACGGUUCAGGUCGCAGGUACUUUCAGGUGUUCCACUUAGAUUUCAGAUGGUACGUCCACAACACAUUGUGGCCGUUCAAAAUCCAGAUGGUAUAAAUAAUGGAACGGAGGUUGAUCUUCAUCUACGACUUGCACCUCCCAAGGACAUGUGAAAAACUCAUAAUAAUUCUUUUCCAAAUCUCAUUCUGUUUUUCCUUAGUAUAAAUAAUUCAAUGAAAAUUUAGUAUUACUAGUUUUUAUUUUGCGUUUCCGAUCAUGCAGUUUUU